ACUCUCUUGCCUACAGGAGCUUGCUUAUACCUCUAUCUUGCCUCCAUGAGCUCGUUGUAUACCACUGUCUUGCUUCAACCGGCUCGCUUUCUCGCUCGCUGCCUCGGCCCGGCGUUUCACUCGGCCACCAGCAGUCACCUCAACCACACGCUGCCCUCCACAUCAGAGCAAGCACGAUGACCACCUACUUCAGUUACCCCAGUGAAGCCCUGCAGAAGGAGCUCCGCACCAUCGCCAAUGCCAUCGUCAAGCCCGGCAAAGGCAUCCUGGCCGCCGACGAGUCCACGGGCACGAUGGGCAAGCGGCUGACGGCCAUCAACCUGGAGAACACCGAGGAGAACCGAAGGAAGUACCGUCAGCUGCUCUUCACGACCGACAAGGAAAUUGGGAACUACAUCUCCGGCGUGAUCCUCUUCCACGAGACGCUGUACCAGAAGGCUGAUGACGGCAGGCCCUUCGUGGAGCUCAUCAAGCAGCUGGGCAUCAUCCCCGGCAUCAAGGUGGACCAAGGUGUUGUGCCACUGAUGGGCUCUGAGGGCGAGAGCACCACCCAGGGCCUUGAUGACCUGUCCCAGCGCUGUGCCCAGUACAAGAAGGACGGGUGUGACUUUGCCAAGUGGCGCUGUGUCCUCAAGAUUGGCAAGAACACCCCAAGCUACCAGGGCAUGCUGGAGAACGCCAACGUGCUGGCCCGCUACGCCUCAAUCUGCCAGAUGAACGGCCUCGUCCCCAUCGUGGAGCCCGAGGUGUUGAUGGACGGAAGCCACGACCUGCUGCGGGCACAGAAGGUGACCGAGACCGUGCUGGCCUUCACGUACAAGGCGCUCAACGACCACCACGUCUUCCUGGAGGGCACGCUGCUCAAGCCUAACAUGGUGCUGGCCGGGCAGGAGUGUUCCGUCAAGUACACGCCCCUGCAGGCGGCCGAGGCCACCGUGCUGGCCCUUUCCCGCACGGUGCCUGCGGCGGUGCCCGGCAUCUGCUUCCUGUCCGGCGGCCAGUCCGAGGAGGAGGCCACGGUGCACCUGGACGCCAUCAACAAGUCUACCGUUGCCCAGAAGCCUUGGGCUCUCUCCUUCAGCUACGGCCGCGCCCUGCAGGCCUCUGCCAUCAAGGCCUGGAAGGGCACCGACGUGAAGGCCGGCCAGGCGGAGCUCCUCAAGCGUGCCCGCGCCAACAGCCUGGCGGCCCAAGGGAAGUACACGGCGGGCUCCGUCUCCGGGGCGGCCGGCCAGGCAGGGCUCUUCGUCAAGAACCACCAGUACUAGGGAACACAUUCCACGCGACACUGAGAACGAUGAGGACAUUGCUAGCCAGAUGUGAACCUUGUAUUCUCUCUCUCAUCAUUUCCUUUUCCUCGCUGUCUCUCCUGUCACUGUUUACUGUCAUAUCUCUCUGUAUUCUCUUUCUCUCCCCCUCCGUGGCUCACGGUGGGCGGAAAGCGGCUGCCUCUCCAGCCUCAGCCGCGGUGGCCGAGUAGGAAAUUCUGAACAAAACCAGCAAAGGUGUAAAAAUGUCCACAAUGUGUGCCUUUUGCCUUCCUUUCGUGCCCUACUCCUUCAAACGCUUCCCAAAGACAUGCACAUUUUUGCACCUUCAAUAAUUUAAACUGAGGUAGGUGAAAAAGAUAUAUUUUGCAGCUAUUCCAAGGAACUGAAAAUAAAUAUUAUUCUUAA
This is a messenger RNA of Eriocheir sinensis (Chinese mitten crab), 1676 nucleotides long. It is a transcript of the gene Ald1, whose product is annotated as fructose-bisphosphate aldolase-like. Gene Ontology annotation, biological process: fructose 1,6-bisphosphate metabolic process; glycolytic process. Gene Ontology annotation, molecular function: fructose-bisphosphate aldolase activity. Gene Ontology annotation, cellular component: cytosol. Lineage: Eukaryota; Metazoa; Arthropoda; Malacostraca; Decapoda; Varunidae. The transcript is spliced from 6 exons. The coding region runs from base 177 to 1268 and encodes 363 amino acids. The record is from RefSeq and is a predicted model, not a curated record.